Molecule: messenger RNA, 1114 nt
Organism: Drosophila suzukii
Lineage: Eukaryota; Metazoa; Arthropoda; Insecta; Diptera; Drosophilidae
Source: RefSeq, a predicted model, not a curated record
UAUAGUUUCCGAGAUCACAGCGUUCAUACGGACAGCGGACAGACGGACAUGACUAGAUCGACUCGGCCACAUACUUUAUAGGGUUGGAAACGCUGUUACAUACUUUCCGACGAAUCUAGAACACCACCAUAGUAUAUCAAACUAAAUAAAUGUUUUAAAACAAGAAAUGCCUCGAAUACUGUAAUCUCCGUGCGUCUGUUGGUUAUGAUCUUGAAAAGAACAAAAGCUAGAAUGUUGGUAAGAAUCGUACAAAUCGUGUUGUUAUUUUUAAUGCUAUGACUAAGGUAUAUAUUAGUUGAACCAUCAAAAAAAAACAAAAAGUAGUUAUUUUAUUAAUAAUUAAAUAGUAAUUGUUAAUCAUAAUGCAAGAAUUUUUGAACCAUGAUUAGUAUUCAUGUGUGUUUAGCAGAAUAAUCGUAAGAAUUCAAUCAGUCAUCAGGCAUUAUGCUAAACGCGGGCAAUGAUCAUCCAGUUAUAUAAUAAAAUUAUUAAAAUCCGCUUACUGUCAGUUGCAAAAAUGAGCUCCGCGGUACUGGUUUUUCUGGGCAUCUGCUUGGCUUGGCAAAUGGUGGAGGCUCAGUUAGUUUACAAGCUCACCAAAGUAGAGUGCCAAGUCAAUCAGACGCGUGUUAGCAACUUCUCUUGCCACUUGAAGGCGAUCAAUUGGAAUUUGGCGUUGUUAAACAUGGAUGCCUUCUUGAUUAUCCCUGCACUGAAUCCAGUUGUUCGAGCGCAGGUUUUUAAGAAGGAUUACAGUAACCAGUACAAGCCCUUCCUAGUUGACGUUUCCAUCAAAAUAUGCGAGGUGAUUGAAAAAAGGAACUUCAUAACUUAUGGCGUCAUGUUAUGGAAGAUUAUGAAGCGUUUCACUAAUGUAAACCACUCCUGUCCCUUUUCGGGACCGUUAAAAUCCCGCAAUGGAUAUCUAGAUACCAGUCUUCUUCCGCCUUUUCCCCAAGCAUUUUACCAAGUCAGUUUGAUAGUUGUGGACUUAAAUUCUACAAAUAAGGACUAUAUAGGAACCAUGAAGUUCUACCUACAAGUCAUGGAUCAGAUUAAAAUCAAAAAAAUUCCGAAAGCAUAGUUUUUGGGACAGAUAGGAACGUGAGAAUUC